AUUUUUGAAUAUAAAUAAUGAGGGUAAUUCUCCAGUCUAAAAUUAUUAAGAGUUGAAAAUGUUACUGUACCAUCCAAAAGAUUUGAAAUAGUUGGACCGCUUUCAAUUACCCCCUUUUCCCCUGGUCCUCAUUCCUCUUUUGUUAUCUCCUCCUUCUUCUACUUCAACUUUUCUUCAAACUUGUACUUAAGAAAACUCCUUCAAAAGCUGGUUUAUUUUCAACAAAUUACAAGAAUUUUAGACAAACAAAUCCAACAAGAAUUAAAUCAAGAUGGUUAACGUCUUUAACGUACAAAUUUUCUUUGUGGUUUUCAGAGAAUCUUUGGAAGCUGCAGUAAUCGUAUCCGUCUUACUCGCCUUUUUAAAGCAAGGUUUAGGUGGUGCUACAGAUGACCCAAUUGUAUAUAAGAGAUUAUAUCGACAAAUUUGGUUUGGUUCAUUUCUAGGAGUUCUAGUCUGUUUGAUUAUUGGUGCUGCUUUUAUCGGAGCUUUCUAUUCUUUAAAGAAUGAUAUUUGGGCAAAAUCUGAAGAUUUAUGGGAAGGUAUUUUUUGUAUUAUUGCAACUGUAUUAAUUACCAUUAUGGGUUUGGCAAUGUUAAGAAUCAAUAAAAUGAAAGAAAAAUGGAGAGUUAAAUUAGCAAGAGCUUUGAUUAAAACUCCAACAAAAAAGCUUGAAAGAUUUAAAAUUGGUUACUUAUCUAAGAAAUAUGCUAUGUUUUUAUUACCCUUCAUAACAUGUCUUAGAGAAGGUUUAGAAGCAGUUGUAUUUGUCGGUGGAGUGGGGUUGAAUUCCCCAGCAUCAUCUUUCCCAAUUCCAGUGAUUACUGGAUUAAUGGCAGGUGUUGGUGUUGGUGCAAUCUUAUACUUCUUUGGUGCUAGUACAUCUCUUCAAAUCUUUUUGAUCAUUUCUACUUGUUUCUUAUAUUUAAUAGCCGCUGGUUUGUUUUCUAGAGGUAUUUGGUUUUUUGAAAAUUACGUAUAUUCCCAAAAGACUGGUGGUGAUGCAGCAGAAAAUGGUUCUGGUCCAGGAACUUAUGAUAUUGCUAGAAGCGUUUGGCAUGUUAACUGUUGUAAUCCAAAUAUCGAUCAUGGUUGGGAUAUUUUUAAUGCUUUGUUUGGCUGGCAAAAUUCUGCUACUUAUGGUUCUGUCAUUUCCUAUAAUUUGUACUGGGUUCUCAUCAUUUCUAUUAUUGGCUUAAUGUUAUACGAAGAAAAGAAUGGCCAUUUACCUUUCUUAAAGAGUACUAAAUUGAAUGAAUUGAAUCCAAUGUACCAUAUUAAAGGAAAGAAAGCCAAGCAAGCAGGUUUGACUGAAGAUGAGCAUGAACUCUUGUUCAAAGAAAUUAAAGCUAAAAGAAGUCAAGAAGGAAAAAUCGUUGUAGUAGAUGAUGCUGAUGAAAUUUCAUCUACUGAGUUGACAGCACUUCAUCCAAUUGAAAAAUAAUUUAAAUAGAUUAAUGCAGAGAGUACUUUAUGAUCAAAUCUAUAAAGAGACACACACACACACACACAUAAAAUUUAUGAGAGAUCUAAAAAUACAAUCUAUAUCAAUUCUACUAUUAUUUUUUAUUUAUGGAGUACUGAUGAGGGUCCAAAAGAUUGAGUCGAGUCAAUUAAUUCACUUUUUAAAUUACAGGGGAUAUUUAUAGGGGAUUUUUUUUUUAAUAUAUGGGGUCAAAUAAA
Messenger RNA from Scheffersomyces amazonensis, 1683 nucleotides. It is a transcript of the gene FTR2, whose product is annotated as Ftr2p. Bases 272 to 1444 code for a protein of 390 amino acids. NCBI's taxonomy places the organism in Eukaryota, Fungi, Ascomycota, Pichiomycetes, Serinales, Debaryomycetaceae. Gene Ontology annotation, biological process: iron ion transmembrane transport. The transcript has a single exon. Gene Ontology annotation, molecular function: ferrous iron transmembrane transporter activity. The record is from RefSeq and is a predicted model, not a curated record. Gene Ontology annotation, cellular component: high-affinity iron permease complex; plasma membrane.